This is a messenger RNA of Ustilaginoidea virens, 756 nucleotides long. RefSeq lists its product as uncharacterized. NCBI's taxonomy places the organism in Eukaryota, Fungi, Ascomycota, Sordariomycetes, Hypocreales, Clavicipitaceae. The record is from RefSeq and is a predicted model, not a curated record. The transcript has a single exon. The coding region runs from base 1 to 756 and encodes 251 amino acids.
AUGCGGCUGCUCGUGCUGUUCGCCGCCGCGCUCUCUUCUCCAAGCCUCGCGCUGGACACGCUGGAAAGGCUGGACACGGACUCUUGGACGCCCGCGGCCCGUGGCGCCGCCCUCUCCGGUGGCCUGGGGCACCCCCGUGUCUUCGCCAACCUUACGCUGGACGAGUUCUUCGACAAGCUGAGCCUCGCGAGAGAGGAGGCAAGCUCGCAGAACCACAAGCGUCAGCCGGUAACGAGCGAACAUGACCAGAUGUGCCAGGAGGCGAUGCAAUCCAGCUCCUGGCGCGCCAGCUGGGGCGCCUGCACAAACUCGGACCACUCCAGGCGAGUCUACUGCAAAACAAUAAUACGUGGCGCAGACGGCAGGCUUCCCAGAGAGAGGAGUGUCCAAAAGGUUUGCCCCGUGAACAAAAAGUGCUACAGAGUCCUCACGAGAAACUCCAUGGGCAACAUGGUUCACCUGCCGCUGUGUCUCGACCAGCUCAUCAUCGACAAGAUGGAGAAGGGCACUCUGGAAGAGCACUUGUGGUACCUCUUCUACAAGGAGUAUUUCGCCUGGAACACCGAGGCGCCGACGCUGGGCUACACGACCAGCUACCACGUGCAAAUGGGCGAGGGCCAGGGCUCGGGUCUCUUUACCGACACCAACGGCCACAGAAGUCGGGCAACGUCCUGGUCGUGCAUCGAUUGCCCCCCUGGGCGGACCAAGAUUGAAACCCAGACCAAGUCGUUUGCAUAUGCCUAUGUGUCGAGUUAG